Molecule: messenger RNA, 1452 nt
Organism: Zeugodacus cucurbitae (melon fly)
Lineage: Eukaryota; Metazoa; Arthropoda; Insecta; Diptera; Tephritidae
Gene: 14-3-3epsilon
Product: 14-3-3 protein epsilon
Exons: 4
Coding region: 554-1324 (256 amino acids)
Biological process (GO): signal transduction
Cellular component (GO): cytoplasm
Source: RefSeq, a predicted model, not a curated record
UUGUAUAAGAAAUGAAUCAACGAGUUGACAGCGGCGAGCAACGACGUUCAUCGAAGUUUUGCGGAUUGAAAGCGAUUUAAAUUUGAUAAUUUGUCAAAUAAAAUUGAUUGAACCUGAUUAUUUGGCUUGUGAGAUAUAUUUGGCAAUAAGUAUUUACUUGAAAUUUAAGAUUUUGUUUUCUUAAACUGUGAACGCUGAUUUAUAGCGGUUGAAUUAGGAGAAAUAAGAAUACAGCAAGAGCAAAGCGGCGGCGGCUACUACGACAGCUAGAAAAAGGUGAAGAAGAGGAAGAAAAGCAAUAGCAGCGAAGCAGUCGGUUAACGACAACGACUUUAGUGCCGGAGCAGAAGCAGAAGUAAAACGUUUGUCAAAGAGAAAAAAUUCGUAGUAGAGAAAAGUAAAAAUUGAAUUUCGGAAACGCAGGCGACGACGAAAAAAGUGUAGAACGCUGAAAAUUUUUGUUUUAAAACAACGCCGACGCUAAAUUGAAUAUUUCAACAGAAACUGACCAAAAGAUUAUUAUCGGAGGGUCUAAUCAACGCAAUUAAACAGAAUGUCGGAACGUGAAAAUAAUGUGUACAAGGCCAAAUUGGCUGAACAAGCUGAACGUUAUGAUGAAAUGGUUGAAGCUAUGAAAAAAGUCGCUUCUCUUGAUGUUGAAUUAACUGUUGAAGAGCGCAAUCUACUUUCAGUCGCCUAUAAGAAUGUAAUUGGCGCUCGACGUGCUUCAUGGCGUAUAAUUACCUCAAUCGAACAAAAGGAGGAAAAUAAAGGCGCCGAAGAGAAGCUUGAAAUGAUCAAAACCUACCGCGGGCAGGUGGAGAAGGAAUUACGCGAUAUUUGUUCCGAUAUUUUGAAUGUGCUAGAGAAUCAUCUCAUUAAAUGCGCCACCACAGGUGAAAGUAAAGUAUUCUAUUAUAAGAUGAAGGGUGAUUAUCAUCGCUAUUUGGCUGAGUUUGCUACUGGAUCGGAUCGUAAGGAUGCGGCAGAGAAUUCACUUAUUGCUUACAAGGCUGCCAGCGAUAUAGCAAUGAAUGAUCUUCCGCCAACACAUCCAAUUCGCUUGGGUUUGGCGUUAAACUUUUCGGUAUUCUACUAUGAAAUUCUUAAUUCGCCCGAUCGCGCUUGCAGAUUAGCGAAAGCAGCAUUCGACGAUGCUAUUGCCGAGCUAGAUACCUUAAGCGAAGAGAGUUACAAAGAUUCCACACUUAUCAUGCAAUUACUGAGGGAUAAUCUUACAUUAUGGACGUCUGAUAUGCAGGCUGAUGGUGAUGGCGAGCAAAAACCGGAAAUUCAAGAUGUUGAAGAUCAGGAUGUGUCGUAAUUUAAGUAACCCCACCUUACUUAAUUAUAAAAUCCCCCCUCUAUAUACCUUUUCCUACUGUAAUACAGCAGCAACAACCACACACACAUUAAAACGAGAAACAUUAUAAUACACUGCAACAGCAACAA